GCUGUGCUGAUGUGCGCAAAGUGAAAGAAGCUACAUGAUGCUACCUGUCCCUGCUGCUGGAGUUGUUUUCAUAUUAGCUUGGAUUUAUCCAAGUGAUGCACUCUACUUCCACAUUGGAGAAACGGAGAAGAAAUGUUUCAUUGAGGAGAUUCCAGAUGAGACCAUGGUUAUAGGAAAGUACAGGACUCAGCUGUGGGACAAACAGACCAAUUCCUUCCUUCCAUCCACCCCUGGCCUGGGGAUGCAUGUGGAGAUCAAGGACCCAGAUACAAAGAUUAUUCUAUCUCGUCAAUAUGGGUCAGACGGACGGUUCACCUUCACCUCCCAUACUCCCGGAGAACAUCAGAUCUGUCUGCACUCCAACUCCACCAAGAUGGCCCUGUUUGCAGGAGGGAAACUGAGGGUUCAUCUGGACAUUCAGGUCGGAGAACAUACCAACAAUUACCCUGAAAUUGCAGCUAAGGACAAACUCACUGAGCUGCAGCUUCGAGUAAGACAACUUCUAGACCAGGUGGAACAGAUCCAGAAGGAGCAAAACUACCAGAGGUAUCGCGAGGAACGGUUUCGCAUGACGAGCGAGAGCACCAACCAACGCGUCCUGUGGUGGUCCAUCGCUCAGACGCUCAUCCUCAUUGUCACCGGCAUUUGGCAGAUGAAGCACCUCAAAAGCUUUUUCGAGGCCAAGAAGUUGGUGUAAACGCGAGCAACGAGGAAGACAACGGACACAUGAAAAGACAGACUUGACUUACCGGAACGGAGAGAGACGGCCAACCCAGAAGUGCAGAAGACUCCAGGAGACACGCGGUCUUUAUAUCAGCUAUAAAAUAGUUAAGAGGAGAUUCACAGAGAAAUGGUUGUCAAUCCUGGGCAAUGUGUUUUUCUUCCAAAAUGUUUUUAAAGCUACUAUUUAAUUUUUUUUCCGUUAGCAAAAAAAAACAAAAAACGCCGUAGCACAACAUUCCACUUGCCUUUCUCGUUUCGUUGGUUGUGUUUUCGUGAUAACACUGGACAGCUUUCCAUAUCUUUCUAGUAAGCGGAGAAGGCAACGUUAUUGAAGCGACGUCGUGUGUUUUUCGGGGUCGUAGAGGAAUGACCACUACAAUAGAGCGUAAGAACGUUAAAGCUGUUACAAGUAAUAAUGGAUGCGGUUACCGAUACUCUGAUUUUACGUUAUUUUUUUUAUUGUUGUGUUGCACAUAGUUUAUUUCCAUUACCGUUAUUGCGGUUUGGUACGUUCUAACCACAGGCUUUUAACUGUGCUGUGUAUAAUAAGUGGUCACACUUAUGCUAAUAUACUGGCAUUGAUUUAUCAGAUAUGGAAACGCUUUAUUUUAAGCCCCAUUUUCACAUUUAUAAAGCAUGUAUAAAUGCUUAUUAAUGGUUUAUAACACAUUGAUGUUGCACGCAGGACAUUUUAACUGAUAAUUUAUGACUCAACAAUUAAAACUUCUCAUAUGACAAUUAAUGAUUAUUAACAGUAUAACAUCAGUAUACCAAUUAUGUAUUUAUACAUACAUGAACACAUUGAGUGGGUUAUAACACAUGUAUUAAGUGUUAAUACACGUACAAUGUUAUCUUGAAUGAUAAUUAUUGUAAAAUGUAAUUACAUGUUAAUUUACCUCAAAAAUAGGAGUUUGACAAAAAAAAAAAAAAAAAAAAAAAAUCUCACUAGACUUAUCCUGGAGCUUUCAGCCACAUUAAAUAUAAUAAAGUUUAUAUGAUUACAAAUGUUGUCAAUCAUUCAUCAGGCUGAUUACACCCACAUUAUAGUGGACUAUAAACCAUAUAUUACUGUAAGUGUUUAUAUACUGGUUAUAAAUAUGAAUUAUGGGGUUAAAAUAAAGCAUUGCCAUCCAUCCUUCUACCAGACUGUACAUAGUUUCUAUCUAGAGUCCAGUUUUCUGCACAUUGUACCGGAAUAGAUCUGUAGAUACAGUUUGUGAUACUCGUCUAUUAAUAACAGGAUUCUUUCUGGUAAAUAACAGCUGACGGACUGUCCUGUUCAUUUUCUAAUGCCUUUUACAAUUUAAAUGAUAUACAGCUUUUUGUUGUUGUUUUGUUUCAUCACAGCUUAUUUAUUGAGCAGUCGGAGCUUGUUUUAUCGCUGAGCUAAAACUGUAAUUUGAUACAUUAUUUAGGAUUUCUAUUCAUCCAUCUCCUUUUAAUACAAGUUCUGUUAACUUAUACAUUAAUAAUGAGGAAGAAUUUAACAAUAUCACAAAAGAAUAAAGUGAGUCCAGCUCUUCAGAUGCACUCAGUUCUUUUUAAAGUUCAAUCGAAAUGUUCCCGUUUUUAAACUGUGGUUUUGAUGUCACUUCCAUGUGCUUAAUAAAGAGACUUUG
Messenger RNA from Scomber japonicus (chub mackerel), 2342 nucleotides. It is a transcript of the gene tmed4, whose product is annotated as transmembrane p24 trafficking protein 4. The transcript is spliced from 5 exons. Gene Ontology annotation, biological process: intracellular protein transport; endoplasmic reticulum to Golgi vesicle-mediated transport; positive regulation of canonical NF-kappaB signal transduction. The record is from RefSeq and is a predicted model, not a curated record. The coding region runs from base 35 to 697 and encodes 220 amino acids. Gene Ontology annotation, cellular component: COPII-coated ER to Golgi transport vesicle; endoplasmic reticulum-Golgi intermediate compartment; Golgi apparatus. Lineage: Eukaryota; Metazoa; Chordata; Actinopteri; Scombriformes; Scombridae.